Messenger RNA from Serpula lacrymans var. lacrymans S7.9, 781 nucleotides. RefSeq lists its product as uncharacterized. NCBI's taxonomy places the organism in Eukaryota, Fungi, Basidiomycota, Agaricomycetes, Boletales, Serpulaceae. The record is from RefSeq and is a predicted model, not a curated record. The transcript is spliced from 5 exons. The coding region runs from base 15 to 686 and encodes 223 amino acids. Gene Ontology annotation, cellular component: cytosol; nucleus. Gene Ontology annotation, molecular function: protein-folding chaperone binding; Hsp90 protein binding. Gene Ontology annotation, biological process: chaperone-mediated protein complex assembly; protein folding.
AUUCAACAUAGACGAUGUCGGCCCAUCCAGAAGUACUUUGGGCACAACGGAGCUCUGACUCUGUAGCAGAAAAGAACAUCGUAUACUUGACUGUCAACCUCCCUGACAUUGUCGAAUCAUCGUUAGAAUAUAAUCUUACUCCUACAAGUAUUUCUUUCAAGGCAAAAGCAGGAUCUGAUGGAAAAGACCACGCUUUCAGUUUUGACUUAUUCUCUGAGGUCGUACCUGAGGUAUAUCUAAAAAAAACAUUCACCCUCCGUUCCUUCGCUGUUGUCUUACGGAAAAAGGAAUUAAAUUCCGAAUUCUGGCCGCGUCUUACAAAGGAGAAAGUGAAAACGCCAUUUGUUAAGACCGAUUUCAGCAAAUGGGUUGACGAGGACGAGCAAGAUGGUGCCCCGACAGUCGACGAGGAGGACUUAGGUGGAAUGGGUGGUAUGCCUGGAAUGGGUGGUAUGCCAGGAAUGGGCGGUAUGCCAGGAAUGGGCGGUAUGCCGGGGAUGGGCGGUAUGCCAGGGAUGGGCGGUAUGCCGGGGAUGGGUGGCAUGGGUGACAUGGGCGGUAUUGACUUUCAAUCGAUGAUGUCGCAGAUGUCAGCUGGGGCAGGAAGUGCAGAUGCGAUUCAGGAUUCCGACUCUGAUGGUGAUGAUGGUCCCCCACCACUCGAAGAAGUUGAGCCCAAAGUAUAAACAAAGUCGUAGUAGUGAACACGAACAAAUAUCUCAAUGCUGUACAUCCUAAACGAAAAAUUCCUUAUUGAUAAGGAAACGCUCCAUAGUUGGAG